Messenger RNA from Nymphalis io (European peacock), 1187 nucleotides. RefSeq lists its product as uncharacterized. Gene Ontology annotation, molecular function: serine-type endopeptidase activity. Gene Ontology annotation, biological process: proteolysis. The coding region runs from base 61 to 1155 and encodes 364 amino acids. The record is from RefSeq and is a predicted model, not a curated record. Lineage: Eukaryota; Metazoa; Arthropoda; Insecta; Lepidoptera; Nymphalidae. The transcript is spliced from 7 exons.
CUCGUCUAUACUCGAAGUAAUCGAUAUUUUGUUGAUAACACAUGUAUUUGCAAAUAGACAAUGCUUUACAGUACGGUGGUUUUAGUAAUUGUUGUUAUUUUUAUUGAUCUUGUUCUUACUAAUGUGGAUAAAAAAGAUGCAUCAGUUAUGAAAAUCAAAAUUAAUCUAGACACCAAUGAGCCUGAGCCAUUACAAGAUGGACGUCGCCGUUACAACAGCGGAGAAAAGCAAACGCUAAGAAUCCGCAACGAUUAUCUAUCGAGCCUCAAUAGUAAUAGAAAUAGUUUACGAAUUCGCGGCGGAAAUACAACUGAUACAAAGAAUUAUCCGUACAUGGCUGCGAUUAUAAUAAAUGGUAGACUGUGGUGUGCGGGGACUAUUGUUGAUGUCAAUUGGGUGCUGACGGCUGCACAUUGUCUUAAUUAUGUCCUUCACGUCGCACCCAUGAAGACUUUAGGGCAAUAUGUGAAAAUCAGGGUGGGUAGCGCCCGUCCUCAUGAGGGAGGGACGCUGGUAAAUGUAGCAGGAGCAAUUCGACAUCCCAAAUUUGAAGAGGAACCAGUACCACACGCUGACAUAGCCUUGCUGAAACUCUCGGAAAAUCUUGAAUUUCAUCAGCACAUAAACCUUAUCAGAAUAUACGACGGAAUGAAGGAGCCCUUUGCACAGAGCUUCGUGUCUGUAACGGGUUGGGGAGCUACACGUGGUUCAGAUACAUCGUUCCGCGAUCACACACCGGAUCUUAUGACAGCUCGGCUUAAGGUGCGCACACGCAGCUACUGCAGUGACGCAUAUCAGCUCGUCAAUGGUUUUCAGUUCACGCCAGAUUUCUUUUGUGCCUCGUUGAGAAAUGGUACAAGAGAUGCAUGUUUGUUCGAUGCCGGAGCCCCGGCCGUGCAACACAAUCGACUUAUGGGAGUCAUGAGUUUCGGACCAGAGCGAUGCGGGCACGAAUACCAACCGGCAGUUUUCAUCAAGGCUUUUUAUUUUAGAGAUUUCGUAAAACACACAAUAUCAUCAUACAAAACGACCGCUGAACUGAUAGAAGCUAUGCAAGACAUAGACCCGGUGAUCCGCCCACCGGUUCACGUGCUAGAGGACGGACCGGAGUACAAUCCAGAAGAAGUUACGCAUCCCGAUAAUAGACACGAUUGAUAUAUUCUAUUAAUUAAAAAUCUUAAUCAAAA